Morchella importuna is the source of this 693-nucleotide messenger RNA. RefSeq lists its product as uncharacterized. The record is from RefSeq and is a predicted model, not a curated record. NCBI's taxonomy places the organism in Eukaryota, Fungi, Ascomycota, Pezizomycetes, Pezizales, Morchellaceae. The transcript has a single exon. Bases 1 to 693 code for a protein of 230 amino acids.
AUGUGCAUGAUCAAAGUGCGCCCCGAGAUCGAAGAACCCGCCGUCGUCCCCGCGCGCGUCAUCCGCCACAACAGCAGCGCCCGCCGCAACAGCACCCACGGCUCCCGCCGCUCCCACACCUCCAUCCGCAACUCGCGCAACCGCUCAUCCCGCUCGCGCUCGCGCUCCCGUGACCGCGAAACCACAACCGUCAUCGAAACAAUCAAAAUGCCGCCGCCCCCACCCGCAACCCACAGCGUCGACCGCACAGAGACAACCCACACAAUGAUCAUCCAGGGCGGCGCCGCCGCCGCGCCCCCGAGCGACUCGCACUGGGGCAGCAGCGGGUCCCCGCGCGCCAGCGUCAUCAGCACGCGCAGCAACCGCGACGUCGACUACUACGUCGACUCGUCGGCCAGCCACGCCGGCGGCCGCUCGCCGCGCGCAAGCGGCAUCCGGUACGUCGACGGCGGGCCGCGCGGGUCGACCCAUCGCAUCACGGACGGCGCGGGGAGCAGCAGGGGCGAGCUGGGGUACUCGGGCAGCCAGCGCGGCGGUGGCGGGGAGCGAUACGGGUACAACAAUUUCCAUGGGAGAAGGUCCGGGAGUGUGUCGUAUGUGAAUCCGCGCCAUUCGGCGGUGUCGCAGCGCUCGAGGGAGACGAGGGAGAAGGUGGUGGUCGUGGAUGAGCAUGGGAAUGAGAGGUACUAUUAG